UGGCGGAGAUGAGGUUGAAGUAGAGCGGGCAGUGGAAGGGGUGGAACACAAUGACACGAAGCCGCGUGCGUGUGAGGAGCGCUCGGACACAUCCAUUCUGCGUGGACGCUGCUUUCGUGCGGAUCUGAAAGCUACCGCAACGGCGUCGCCUUAAUGUGCGCGAUUACAGCGAUGUGCCGUUGAUCUGGCGUGAUGAUGGCGAUGCAUUCAUGGAACUCCUGCACGAUGUCACUCCCGUGGAUUUCUGGACCCGACACCGGAGGGGCUUAUUUUACUAGUGCGUGUUUGUCACUUCCUCGCUGCUUAACGUUUGACUUGUAGUGAAUUGAUUCAACCCCGUGGUACAGGAUACUCUUUGUCAUCGUGAUAUCCACUACAUCGCUGGUAAAUAAUGACCACUCAGGCUUCGAUUUAUCGCUAAAUUGACUCGCGGCGCGUGCUGGGAGGGGGGUCACGUGACGUCGUGGCGUGGUCUUGUGAACUCGUUUAAGAAAAGAAACUACAGGGGCUCGAGACACCCUCCAAGAGGUAUCACCAUGGACGAUUCUGGCAUCAUUCGAAGAAGGCGGCUCCAGAAGGAUCUUCCACUGCCACGGAAGAGUAGCAGUUGCCGAACGAGUAACCGGAAAAGCCUCAUCCUGACCAGUACAUCGCCGACCCUGCCCAGGCCUCACUCCCCACUGCCUGGACACAUCGGAAGCAGCCCGUUGGACAGCCCACGCAACUUCUCACCUAGUGGUCCCGCCCACUUCUCUUUUGCCUCUUCAAGAAGGCCUGAUGGUCGUCGAUGGUCACUGGCUUCGCUUCCAUCCUCAGGAUAUGGCACCAAUACACCCAGUUCAACGUCGUCCAGCUCGUCCCAGGAACGUCUGCACCAGCUGCCCUUCCAGCCCACCAUGGACGAGCUGCACUUCCUGUCCAAGCACUUUGGCAGCACCGAGAGCAUCACGGAUGAUGACGGGGGCCGCCGCUCGCCGCACGUCCGUCCUCGCUCUCGGAGCCUCAGGUGAAACCUCCGCCAAGGAAAAUAAAAACAUGUCCAAAAUGUCCCGUUUCAUUGAAAAAUCAUGAGGAAUGGAUGAUAUUCCACCUCGCACCUCUAGGUGUCAGUAAUUCUCUCUCUGCUGAAUCAGUGGCUCAUUGCUUUCUCCAGUAAAAGCUGAACGCAAUGGCAAAAAAUACAAAUGAAUUCCUCUGUUUCCAACUUCAUCCAGAUCUGCACCAGUGUUUCACAGGUGCUUCCUUGGCCCAUGCACAGCCCCUCUCCACAAAUUUGUGCACUUAGUGUUACGACUGGCCCGAACUGGUGGCGUGAU
Messenger RNA from Hippocampus comes (tiger tail seahorse), 1316 nucleotides. RefSeq names its product microtubule-associated serine/threonine-protein kinase 1-like. Gene Ontology annotation, molecular function: ATP binding; protein serine/threonine kinase activity; magnesium ion binding. The record is from RefSeq and is a predicted model, not a curated record. The transcript is spliced from 6 exons. Bases 537 to 1010 code for a protein of 157 amino acids. Gene Ontology annotation, biological process: protein phosphorylation. Lineage: Eukaryota; Metazoa; Chordata; Actinopteri; Syngnathiformes; Syngnathidae.